Molecule: messenger RNA, 192 nt
Organism: Paracoccidioides lutzii Pb01
Exons: 2
Coding region: 1-192 (63 amino acids)
Source: RefSeq, a predicted model, not a curated record
AUGCCUCGGAUUGCUCGUACGCCUCGGAUCGAUCGUAUGCCUCGGAUUCCUGCGGAUCGCCACGGCCGUUAUGCCUCGCUUAUGAUCAAGCUCGCGUACGCCCACGGACGCAAGGCAAAACUUGGUGUCCAAGAGCGCGAUGGUGAAUCAACCCCCACUUCACGAAUGUGGCUAAUAGCCAAUCUGAUUUGA